Molecule: messenger RNA, 3201 nt
Organism: Triticum aestivum (bread wheat)
Lineage: Eukaryota; Viridiplantae; Streptophyta; Magnoliopsida; Poales; Poaceae
Product: zinc finger MYM-type protein 1
Exons: 2
Coding region: 1553-3037 (494 amino acids)
Molecular function (GO): protein dimerization activity
Source: RefSeq, a predicted model, not a curated record
AAAGGAAGUUUAUGCAGUGACAGAACUAGCAGUGGGAUAUGCCUGGAGCUGAUCUAGCUUGAGCCAUGGAAUCUCCUGAUUUACUGUACUUUGAAGAAGGGAAUUCCAAGGGAGGCUGUCAACGGCGGAGCUACGUGGGGGCGAACCUGGGCCAUCGCCCCCCAGCAAAAAUGAAUUUUUUUUACUACCCCUAUAUGUAUUACACACAGCCCACGACCAGAAGGCCCAUUUAUCAACUGUUGUCUUCAUUGCGUGGAGACAAACGAAUCCAGCCAGCCACCAAAUCGAUUUCCCCUUUGACCUACAGCCUGCGACCGCGGACGCAUGACGACCUGAGCGUGCGGGUGGGGCACCCGCGUCCGGCAGGCGGCCGCUGUGGCUUGCCGGCGUGGCCGCGUGGGGGUGACCGCUGGCCGCUGGCGGGUGGCCGGCUAGACGCUCCAAUCCGGCCUCUGCUGUGGAGAACAUCAGGCAACAUCGGCGCCAUGUAGUGCCUCGGUGAGCCGUGAGAUUGUGAGAGGGAGGCGUGAUGCUUAAGGGGAAAAAGAUUGAUGCAUUUUUCAAAAGAAAGAGAGGUGAUUCAGUUGAUGAACCAACAGCAACCGAAGCAAUGCCUAUUCAGCCAACGGACUGUGUUCAACCUCCUCUGUUGUUGCUCGAAUUUGAGCAACACGGACCACAUCCUUCAAUGCCUCAACACCAAGGACAAAGCCAUCAAACUCAAACAAAUGAAGUACUAUUUCAAGGGAUUGAAUUCUUGCAGCGAGAUCCAGCACUACGUCCACAGAUUUGGCAAUAUCCACCUAAUCAAAGAGAUGAUGUGCGGCGAGCAUAUUUGAAGCUUGGUAUUAUGCAGCCCCGUUUGCAGAAUUACAAAGCCUAUGGUCCAGAAGGUCGCAAACGAUGCUUUAAGUAUGACUGGUUCAAGGAUUUCCCAUCAUGGUUGGAGUACUCGGAGGACAGUCAUCGUGCAUAUUGCUUCUAUUGUUUCUUGUUCGGCAAAAACAAAAACAAGAGAGAUGGUUCAGAUGUCUUUACAGUGCGAGGAUUUGUAAACUGGAAGAAGGUCCAUGAUGGAAAGAAAUGUGCUUUCUUAAACCACAUAGGUUCUGAACCUUGCUCUGAACAUAAUAAUGCAACCAAAGCAUGCCAUGACUUCUUGAAUCAGCAAGGCCAUUUAGAAAAUGUUGUAGCAGUGGGCAACUAGUGGGAUAUAGAAAGAAACCAACUGAGGGUGAAAGUAUCAAUUGCAGCAGUUAAGUGGCUUACAACACAAUCGUGUGCAUUUAGAGGCCAUGAUGAAACUCCAGACUCAAAGAACAGAGGGAACUUUAUUGAAUUGUUAAAGCUCCUUGCAGAAUUCAAUCCAGAGAUUGCCGAAGUUAUUUUGGAGAAUGCUCCAUACAGUUCAAAGUACACAUCACAUGAAAUCCAACAGGAGAUUUUGGGUAUUUAUGCAUUGAAAGUUAGGAAACAUAUCCGUGAAGAGAUUGGGGAUUCUAAGUUUUCUAUUCUAGUGGACGAGACAUGUGAUGUAGCAAAAAGAGAGCAGAUGGCAUUGGUCCUCAGAUUUGUUGAUGAAGAUCGUAUAUUGCAAGAGCGGUUCUUUGCCUUGAUACAUGUGACGAACACCAAAGCCGCAACACUUAAAGAGGUAUUGAGUUCUGUGGUAUCCAAACAUGCUUUUGAUGUUCAGAACCUUCGUGGGCAGGGAUACGAUGGGGCUAGUAAUAUGAGGGGGGAGCUCAAUGGCUUGCAAGCUCUUUUUCUUAGAGAAUGCCCGUAUGCAUAUUAUGUCCACUGCUAUGCUCAUCGCUUGCAACUUGCGCUAGUGUCUGCUUCGAAGGAAGUGGUCACUGGUGCUCAAUUCUUUCAGAAACUUCUUUUUAUUGUAAACACCGUUGACUCCUCUGCAAAGCGCCAUGAUGAGCUUCGUGAUGCCCAGUUGGAGGAACUAGCUCGGUUACUAGCUAUUGAUGACAUUGAAACUGGUAAAGGGGCAAACCAGAUCUGCACACUAAAACGACUUGGAGACACUAGAUGGGGGUCUCACUUAGGUUCUAUAUCCAGCCUAAAGAAUAUGUUUAAUGCAGUACAUUCAGUACUUCAAAAUAUAGCAUCUGAUGGGUCAGCUGGCUCAAUUCGUGCAGAUGGAGACACUGCUUUCAACUACUUAUCUUCUUUUGAGUUCAUAUUUGUCUUAUGUCUGAUGGAAGAAGCAUUGGAGAUAACUGAAGAUCUUGGUCAAGCUUUGCAAAAUAAAUCACAGGACAUAGUAAAUGCCAUGCGUCUAGUGUUCACAACAAAGGUUCGUCUUGAUGAAAUGAGAUCAGAUGAUGGUUGGGAGGCCUUCUUUGAUAGGGUUGUCGAGUUCUGUGUAAAUCAUUCCAUUGAUAUUCCAGAUUUGGGAGAAACUUACAUUCUGCGUGGUGGUCGAGCUCGUCGCCAACCAGAUCAUUUUACUAAGGAGCACUAUUUCCGGGUGGAAGUAUUUCGUGCAACACUUGAUACUCAACUACAUGAAUUAGAAUUCAGGUUCAAUGACAAGGUACUGGAUCUAUUGACCACUAGUGCUACCCUGAUCCCUAAAAAUAAAUUCAGAUCUUUCAAAGCUGAUGAUAUUUGUGAGUUAGUCAAGAAAUAUUAUCCAGCAGAUUUCACCCAACAAGAAAUCUAUGGAUUGGAGCAGCAACUAAAACACUUUGUUGUGGAUGCCUCCAAUGAUAAAGAUUUGAAAAAUGUGUCAACCUUAACAAAUCUUUGUCGAUAUCUCUUUGAGACGGGAAGACAUUCUAUCUACAAUUUGGUUGAUCGAUUGUUGCGAUUGCUUCUAACUCUUCCAGUUUCUACAGCAAGUGCCGAGCGAGCAUUCUCAACUUUGAAGAUCAUUAAGACAAGGCUACGUAAUACCAUGGAAGAUGAUUAUCUAGCCAAUAGCUUGCUAGUAAAAAUAGAGAGUGAAAUCACGAAGAAGUACAGUUAUGAAGAUGUUCUUGUGCACUUUAAGGGUGCAAAGAAACGGAAAGCUAAUCUGUAGUGCAGUGUUGCUGUAGUGAACCGAAUGCUCCAUGGUUAAAUGGUAUUUUGGUAUAGUUCCUUUUGUUAUGGAGUAGGUUAUAUAUAUAUAUUUGUAAGCUACUAUGGAGAAGAUCAAUAUAAUUGUAUAAGUUUCUAGAUAUUUGCAAUAUCUAACUUAUUAUA